Molecule: messenger RNA, 1806 nt
Organism: Oppiella nova
Lineage: Eukaryota; Metazoa; Arthropoda; Arachnida; Sarcoptiformes; Oppiidae
Source: the annotation of a GenBank genome assembly
AUGAGUCCCGGUUGGACUGACUAUAACCAGACCAUUCAGUACCAGACAUAUGAUGUCAAGACAUUACUUAAUAACGCACAAAAUGUACUGGAUGUCAAACUAGGCACAGGGUGGUUUAGUGCUUAUAUUGGUGCUUAUGGUGCAUAUAAUAACUACGGAUCCGAUCAAUACUUGUUACUUGAAUUACACAUAACCUAUGAAAAUAACAAAACUUUUAUUAUGAAGUCAGAUAAUACAUGGAAAGUGACUACCGGUGCUAUAAUGUACUCCGAUAUAAUUAUGGGAGAACUGUAUUAUCAAAACAGAGAAAUACAAAAUACCACUCAAUGGACAGCCGUUGUUACCAAACCUAUUGACAAGAAAGUGGAUCUCAUCGCAGACAGGGCUCAACCUAUUCGUGUGCUCCAAGAAAUGACCCCUAAAUCCAAGAGACAAAUAAGUCCCGGGGUUUGGAUCCUUGAUUUUGAACAGGAUAUGGUUGGAUGGGUUGGGAUCAAAGUCCCUAAGAAUCAGAAGUCAUUGAGAAUACAGUUAAGACACGCCGAAGCACUCAAUCCUAACGGAACUAUAUAUACACUGAACUACCGAACCGCCCGAUCCACCGAUACUUAUGUUAUUGAAGAUUCAGGCGUUUCAGGCCUUAUGCUUGAGCCCCACUUCACAUACCAUGGCUUUCGGUACAUAGAGGUGACCGGCUUUCCCGGUGAACCCCAGUUGACUGACUUUGUGGGUCGUGUCGCCCAUACGGACACUCCUAUCACAGGAAAGUUUGAGUCCGACAACAAACUACUGAACCGUUUGUGGCUAAAUGUGUUGUGGAGUCAAACGGGAAACAUAUGGUCCAUACCUCACGACUGUCCCCAAAGGGAUGAGCGUCUGGGCUGGACGGGUGACUCCGGGAUCUUCGUUCAAACGGCCAGUUAUAACGCCGAUGUUUCGGGUAUUUAUAGCAAAUGGCUCCGAGAUCUGAGGGAAGCCCGUCGUAAUAGCGGUCACUUUUCAAACGUGGCGCCCAGACUGGUGGCUACGGAUGACGGGGCGCCGGCAUGGGGUGAUGCGGGCAUUAUAGUGCCCUAUCAUAUAUGGCGUAUGUUUGGAGACAAACAGAUACUGGAAGUCAGUUACGAGUCAAUGAAGACAUGGAUUGGUGUCAUUCAGUCCACAAACCCGGACUCCUUGUGGACCAAAAGUGUUUUUGCCAACUUUGGCGACUGGCUUGAGAUCAACGCCCAGACACCCAAAGAUGUAUUUGAUACGUGCUAUUUUGGUUUCGACGCCCUACUUAUGACACAAAUAGCCGGUGCUCUCAACCGUACGGAUGACAUGAAAAUGUACACUGAAUUGCAUACAAAUAUCUCCAAUGCCUUCACAAAAGCAUUUGUCAACACAACUGACGGUAAAAUCAAAGGCGAUACUCAAGCCGUGUAUGUAUUGGCCCUCACUUUUGAAUUACUGCCACAAAAUCUGAGACCACUUGCGGUCAACCAAUUGGUCGACAAUAUUAAGGCCCACGACUACCACUACACCACUGGAUUCAUCAGUGUCAAUUUUGUGAAUGAGGUGCUCGUCAAAUAUGGGCACCGGGAUGUGGCGUAUAAAUGUCUACUCCAGGAGACAUUUCCCUCGUGGGGGUAUGAAAUAGCACAUAACGCCACCGGUAUGUGGGAGCACUGGGACACCUGGACUGAGGACAAGGGGUUUAUGGACCCCGGGAUGAACUCAUUCAAUCACUACAGUCUGGGAACUAUCGGCAGAUUUAUAUACCAAUACGUGGCCGGUAUUGACACCGACGACCAAAUGGUGGGC